CGAGUUAAUGAGUUCCGCUUGCUUUUUUAUUUGCAUGUACUGGCCGAUAUAGGAGUGGUACGAUGUGGGAGUAAAGAUCACCUUACUUGCUCUUGCUAGCGGGAAUUUCUAUCCAGCCGAGUGGUAAAUGUGUAGAGUAUAUAUCACCUCAGUAGACCUGAUAACAAAAUGACGGGGAAACUCGAGUAUAUCAGCCCUACCAUACAGGAGUGUAAAAAAGAUAAGAUAGCAGCUUUCCUUGGAGAGAAUGGUUUUAUAAAGACGAUCUGGUACCUAGUGGAUAAGGUUUGGGACGAGAAAACUGUCUCAGAAGCCGAUCGAGUAUUGAAAACCCGGGAUGAAAACCACCCGUUAUAUCAACUUCUUUUCAAAGAGUACAAUGCAGAAGAACAUUUUAGACAAGUGGAUUCUCAUAAAGAGUGGAUCAUAAAAGCAUACGAGCGUUUAAAAGACUAUGUCCCCAACAUGACAAUGGAGGAUGCCAGACAGCACGAUCAAAGUAAAUAUGACUUUGUACAGGUCGUAGGCUACACAGCUAAGUGGGUACAUAACGUUGACUGGAACAAUGAGACAUGGCAGGCGUCCCUGAAUGAUCAUUACAGGCGUGAACGCCACCAUCCCGAGUUCUACCCAAAAGGUCAAAGGAUGCCCCGGAAGUACUUGGAAGAGAGCCUUAUCGACAUGGUUGCUAGCCGAUGGGAAAGACAGUUAAAAGGGAAUGGAAAGGUUUCAAAUUCAGAACUGGUUGGUUUUGAUUGCAAAUAUUUAUUAAGAUACUGCGAAGGAGACAUUGAGAAUGUGCAAGCUUUGAUAAAUAAAAUCAUUCAGGAUGACUACAUAGAAAAUCAAACCUCGAAAUAGAUACUAAGAAUCGUGAAGGGAUGCGAUUCGGAUGGCUAGCAAAGAAACUCUGUAAUCAAUUUUGUAUUCGUACGAGAGUGUGUGGGUCCCAGAUACCAUCACACUUGAUAACUCUAGGACAUGGAUCCCGAUACACCUUCUAUCAAUUACGAAUGAUUGGGCAGGGCAUCCAGGAGCAUUACCAUUUGUGUGACUUUCAGAUUCUGGAUAAUGAAACCUGGGAGUGUUUAAAGCCGAUAUUCCAUUAUCAAGACGCCAUUUAAACACGCAAAAGUUAACGAUAUGAGUAAAUAUGACAUUUUCAAGGCGAGCGGUUUCACUGCAAAGCUAGUUCCCAUUGCCGAUUGGAACUACGAUACAUAGGGACGCUUAUACUUCGAACGAUAUCUAUGCAAAAAAUGCGCGUGCAUUAUUACCUAAAAGGGACAGAUACCAUUGAAGAAAGUCUUGUCGAUAAAAGUGUAUGCGGAUGGGAGCGACAUUUGAAAUACUAGACAGAAGAUGGGUGCGUUCUGGUAGAUUUUCAUACAUACCGCAGCCUCCCAAACACACAUACGCACUCACUACACACAUGCAUGUCGCACGCACGGGAGGCCGUCCUUAAAUGACCUUGGCUGUUGGUGGGACGUUGGACUAAAUAAGCCAAGCCAAAGUGAUGCCGAGAAUCUGAUAUAACUGAUGAGAAGUAUCCAAAGCAAUCCCCUGGACUGUGCAUGAUAACACCUUGAAUGUAUAUAUUUUAUAAGCCAAAAGGUGCAGUUUAGCAAGAAAACAAGAUAACAAGACAAUUGUAACGAACAUUGAAUACCUGAUUGUGGAAUUGCCAUGUAAGGUGAAAUAGAAAACAUUGUUAUUGGUAUCCAAGAGCAUUCGCUGAAAUUCAAAAAAAACUGUACUGAUAAAAAGGUUUACUGAGCAUUGAGACACAUUCAUUAAAUAUUUGAUAUUUGACCGGAAAUCAAACAGUUUUGAAUAUAUUGCUUCAUAUGAAAAUGUACAAUUUCAUAGAAAUAUUUUGGUUAUACAUUUUAAUAAGUGCGAAUCACAUUGGCAUCAUGUAUAAAUCGGUGAUUUAUAUAAGAUACCUAUUUUAUGAUUGAUAAUUGAAACGCAUACUUUUGAUAUAAGUACGGUCCGAAGGUCGUUGGUUUUUCUCCGGGUACUCCGGCUUUCCUCCACCUUCAAAACCAGGCACGUCCUCAAAUGACCCUGGCCGUUAAUAGGACGUUAAACAAAAUAAACCAAACCAAAACCAAAAUCUUAAUGGCCAAUCAAUAACGAAAAGACAAGUAUUACCAAUAAAUUGUGAAAAAUUGGGUAUCAAUUGGCUUUUCAAGCAACAUAAAUAAAAGAAUCAAAAUA
This is a messenger RNA of Pecten maximus, 2223 nucleotides long. RefSeq lists its product as uncharacterized. The transcript is spliced from 5 exons. The record is from RefSeq and is a predicted model, not a curated record. The coding region runs from base 169 to 861 and encodes 230 amino acids. Lineage: Eukaryota; Metazoa; Mollusca; Bivalvia; Pectinida; Pectinidae.